AUGACGACUCUUCCUCGACAUAAAAUUGUGUUGUGUCGCUUAGUAAAUAGAGAGAAGGAAUUGCGACGUAUUAUGCCGACGGGUUAUCGAAGUUCCAAAAAUGGUAAAAUUCUUAUCUCGGAGUUCAUUGUUCUCACUAAAGGAAGUAAUCAUUUGUCACCUUCCAAGAAACGAAAAAUUCUAUCGCCCCACAAUGAAGAUAAUCAAUUUGAAACCAUCAAAAUGAAAUUGAAAGGAAAAUGUAAUGUCAGUUUCAUCGUGUUUGAAGAACAUGAUAAAGAGCGGCGUUCUCCGAAUGGCUGUAACGAGAAGCGACAAUUGGUCGAUAAGGGACCAAUAGGAAAAUUGAAAAAUGAUGAAUUCGAUGCAGCCUAUUGGAAUACCGACAGCAAAAAUAUGAAUAAAAGACUUUCAGAUUCCGUGAAAGAUUUACCAAUUGGAAUGCACGUGCUACAUAGAAAAAGAAGUUUCGACUCAUUAGGUGGAGCAUUUAUGCCAGGUGGAAAAAGAAACUUCGACUCAUUAGGUGGGGCAUUUAUGCCAGGUGGAAAAAGAAACUUCGAUUCAUUAGGUGGGGCAUUUAUGCCGGGUGGAAAAAGAAACUUCGACUCUUUAGGUGGAGCAUUUAUGCCAGGUGGAAAAAGAAACUUCGACUCUUUAGGUGGAGCUUUUCUGCCAGGUGGAAAAAGAAACUUCGACUCGUUAGGUGGGGCAUUUAUGCCAGGUGGAAAAAGAAACUUCGAUUCAUUAGGUGGGGCUUUUAUGCCAGGUGGAAAAAGAAACUUCGACUCUUUAGGUGGAGCAUUUAUGCCAGGUGGAAAAAGAAACUUCGAUUCCUUAGGUGGGGCUUUUAUGCCAGGAGGAAAAAGAAACUUCGAUUCAUUAGGUGGGGCAUUUAUGCCGGGUGGAAAAAGAAACUUCGACUCAUUAGGUGGAGCUUUUAUGCCAGGUGGAAAAAGAAACUUCGACUCAUUGGGUGGAGCAUUUAUGCCAGGAGGAAAAAGAAACUUCGAUUCAUUAGGUGGGGCUUUUAUGCCAGGAGGAAAAAGAAACUUCGAUUCACUAGGUGGGGCAUUUAUGCCGGGUGGAAAAAGAAACUUCGACUCAUUAGGUGGGGCAUUUAUGCCAGGUGGAAAAAGAAACUUCGACUCAUUAGGUGGAGCUUUUAUGCCAGGUGGAAAAAGAAACUUCGACUCAUUGGGUGGUGCAUUUAUGCCAGGAGGAAAACGUACUUUCGAUUCCUUGGGUGGAGGAAUUUUACCAAUUGAAGGUAGUAUUGAUCUAACGAGUGGUUGCUUGGGAAAACGUUCAUGCCAUUCAUUAAGUGGAAGACGUCUAUCUGCUGGGAGCAGUGCUGAUUCAUCGGAUGAUUCCGAUGGAAAACGUUCAUUUGAUUCCUUAGGAGGAGCGUUUAUGCCAGGUGGAAAGCGUACUUUCGAUUCCUUGGGUGGUGCUUUCAUGCCAGUUGGAAAGAAAAACUUUGACUCGUUAGGGGGUGCUUUUAUGCCAGGUGGAAAACGUACUUUCGAUUCCUUGGGUGGUGCGUUUAUGCCAGGUGGAAAGAGGAACUUUGACUCUUUGGGUGGAGCUUUUAUGCCAGGUGGUAAAAGAAACUUCGACUCGUUAGGUGGGGCAUUUAUGCCAGGUGGAAAACGUACUUUCGAUUCAUUAGGUGGAGCAUUUAUGCCCGGUGGAAAACGUACUUUCGAUUCCUUGGGUGGUGCUUUUAUGCCAGGUGGAAAAAGGAACUUCGACUCAUUAGGUGGAGCUUUUAUGCCCGGUGGUAAACGUACUUUCGAUUCCUUGGGUGGUGCUUUUAUGCCAGGUUCAAAGAAGAACUUUGAUUCAUUAGGUGGCGCUUUUAUGCCAGGCGGAAAGAGACAAUCUGAUUCGUUAGGGGGUGGAAAGAGACAGUUUGACUCAUUAGGGGGAGCAUUUAUGCCUGGUGGAAAGAGACAGUUUGACUCGUUAGGCGGAGCAUUUAUGCCUGGUGGAAAGAGACAGUUUGACUCGUUAGGCGGAGCAUUUAUGCCUGGUGGAAAGAGACAGUUUGACUCGUUAGGCGGAGCAUUUCUACCAAAUAUAAAGAGACAAGAUGACAGGCCAUAUUUAUGGCAACCAUUUGACUCGUUAGGGGGAGCAUUUCUACCUGGUGGAAAGAGAGACUCUGACUCGUUAAGUGGCGCGAUUUUGACAGAAUCAGCUGAAAAACAAGGUAGUGGUGAUUCAGACCUGAAAAACUAAAACAGCAUUAUCAAUAAAUGUUGCCCUGUGGAAUGGAUUAACACAUAAUAACUUGAGGAACAGUUGAUAUUUACAAUACUGUUUCAACGAAAAUUGAAAACAAAGCCUUUCUUUAUUAUCCCUUCAAGAGUAGAGGAAGUUUUCUCACAAUCACAUACACUUACUAUCAAAUACAUUCAGAACUUCAACUUCUGUUUUGAUUUAUUUACUGCUAAUAAUAUCAACAGAAAUGUAAAAGAUCUACUCUUUCUAAAGAUGUACUCUUAAUACAACAUCUCUGAUAACAAUUCACAACAGCUACGUCUGAAUCAGCGAGAGCAAUGAAAGAAAACAGUACUGUGUUUUUGGCGUUCGAAACCAGUAAUGAAAGUUCGCGAAAGACUUUUGAAGUUUCUAUCACUAUUUUUUCCCAACACAGUUGCUUCAUUUUCCUUCAUGUCCUUAUUUUUAAAAUUUUUUUUCUAAUAAAUCCUAACUGUUAUUAAUGG
Octopus bimaculoides (California two-spot octopus) is the source of this 2732-nucleotide messenger RNA. RefSeq lists its product as uncharacterized. The record is from RefSeq and is a predicted model, not a curated record. Lineage: Eukaryota; Metazoa; Mollusca; Cephalopoda; Octopoda; Octopodidae.